Molecule: messenger RNA, 378 nt
Organism: Metarhizium album ARSEF 1941
Lineage: Eukaryota; Fungi; Ascomycota; Sordariomycetes; Hypocreales; Clavicipitaceae
Product: transferase family protein
Exons: 1
Coding region: 1-378 (125 amino acids)
Source: RefSeq, a predicted model, not a curated record
AUGCCUACCCAAAUCACUUGCGCCUCUCGAUCCGUCCAUGAGUCCGCGGUCGGCACCCUCAACACCAAGACGGAGUCCACGACCACGACUCCGUGGCACUGCAGCGCCGCUCGCUGGGCAGACGGGCAAUGGAUCAGCGCCCCCAUGGGUGAAUUCCUCCAGGAUCAUAGGCUGGGGCGCACGUACGUGGACGUCCAGCCAAGCUACUUCAAGGAGAGGCAGCGGGAGACAGGCGCCGUCGGCAUCACUCGCGCCACAGCAAGCUAUUUCGAAGAGGCCAGACCUCGCAGCGCAAGCGGACAUCUCGGCGGAGCGCGCACGUCUAUCGAAACCUCACCCGGGAGUUGCGCCGUGUCUCGGCGCCGACAGGUGGUUUAG